GCAGAGCAAAGUAAUGUUUGCGAAGAUGGCGCUCCGCGGUGUGUUCGCCUUGAUCUUUUAUCUCGCUAUUGCGAGCGCAGACGAGUCCACAAUGCAGUAUGACACCAUAGUGAUAGGGUUGGGGUCUGCUGGAGUGACGGCAGCGUCGACUCUCGCUAGAGCAGGGAAAAAAGUCCUGGGCUUGGAGGCUCAGGAUCGUAUCGGCGGUCGUGUCAACACGGUGCCUUUCGGUGAUGGCGUUGUCGAGCUCGGUGCGGAAUGGAUCCACGGUCAGUACCCCAGCAGGGUGUACGACACCGCAAUCCAGAACAAUAUCACCGUGCUCUCUCAGAACCUAGACGUGGACGUGUAUCGGUCUGACGGGACCAGAGGCGAUCACGAGCUGGUGAACGAACUGAUAACGUAUUGCUUGUCUUUGGUCGAUGACACCAACACUCAAGAGGAUUCUUUGGGCGCUUAUAUCACUCGGAAAUUAAAAGACCAUUUAAAAGAGACCCAUCCAGAGCUACUCGAAGACAAAGAUUUCCUCGAGGAGUUCUUGUCCCUCAUGGACCUUGUCGUGGGCAACUACGAGGGUUCAAGCAGCUGGAAUGACGUCAGUACAACAACAAACUACCAGGAGCUAGAAGGUGACCAACAUUUGAGUUGGCACCGAUACGGAUAUAAAACCUUCUUUGAACUGAUGCUGAACACAUAUAAAGGCGGACCUGGCUUAGCGAAUCUAGACAUUAAGCUAAACACAGAAGUGACUAAAAUCGUCUGGCCGCAGCAACCCUCUACCCCAGUGGAAGUGACCUGCAAGGAUGGUAAAGUGUAUAAAGCUAACAACGUGAUUGUCACCGUAUCUGUUGGCGUCUUGAAGGAAAGACACAUGACCCUGUUCACCCCACCACUGCCACGUGAGAAAGUAAACGCCAUCAACAGCAUGACAAUGGGUGUAAUGGAUAAAAUAAUUUUCUCGUUCGACAAGCCUUGGUGGCCGGUUUCGCACACCUUUUUCGCGUUCAUGUGGAAAGGGGAAGACAAGAGGAAAGUGGCCAAAGAGGAUUUCUGGACUACUAAGAUAUUCUCCGCUAGCACUCCCAUGGGGUCCGGUAACACGCUCACCUUGUGGACUAGUGGGGAGACGGGCAAAUGGGUAGAAACUAUACCAGAGGAAGUUGUGAAGAGGAAAUCAGUUGAACUCCUCCAGAAAUUCCUUGGAGCCAACGUGACCAUACCCGAGCCGACAGGAAUGCUUAGGACAACCUGGUACUCGAAUCCGUACACCAGAGGUAGCUACACUUUCGAUAGUGUGAGCUCAAUGAAGUACCCCAACUCUAGGGCGGAUUUGGGCAAACCCCUUCUAGACAGUGCUGGCACACCAAAAGUUCUUUUCGCGGGAGAGGCGACCGACUUGACUCACUUUUCGACUGUCCACGGCGCCAGUGCGAGUGGCUACAGAGAAGCAAUGAGGCUUUUACCCCAUAGCAAAAUUUAAACUAUAAACAUAUAUCAUAUUUUGCAUGUUUUUGGACGGAUUUUUCCCCAUGUAUAUGGCAACACUGAAUAUCGUCAAAUAUUUAUCAAGCAAUAGAUUAUGUAUGUCCUUAUAAUAAUGUGUAUAUCAGAUAUAUUUUCAUAUAAAUUAUUAAUAUUUUAUAGAUUUGUAUAAUAUAGAAAAUAAAUAAGUUAAAAAGGACAGUUAC
Messenger RNA from Parnassius mnemosyne (clouded apollo), 1688 nucleotides. The record is from the annotation of a GenBank genome assembly. NCBI's taxonomy places the organism in Eukaryota, Metazoa, Arthropoda, Insecta, Lepidoptera, Papilionidae.